CGCGCAUAACCCACGUGCGUUAGCGGCGAGCUUGAUGCGCUUCCUGUUGAUCGUCUCUGAGAAGUCGCACGUACGUGGAGCGCGAGUUGGGCCAGCUGGGCAGGCGGCACAGCUCCAGAGUGCCACCGCUCCGAUCUCGAGACCACCUCUCAGCGUGGACACAAUCCCUCCGACAGAAGCCGCCGCCUCUGCUGUCAACUCCCCCUCCCGACUCCGCGCGCGCACGCGAGAGGGCAAUGUUCGAAUUCCUUCGCAGGGGCUCGGAGAGCUGCGCCGACGUCGCGUGCACCCCCGACUACUCGCACAGCGCCGAGGACCACGGCUCCCUCCUGCUCCUCAUUCGGAGCGUGGGGGACGUCGCCGGCGAGCGCUUGGGCGAGGCGCUGGCGCAGGCCUCCUCCGUCUCGUCGGUGACCGUGCCGCGGUGCGGCAGGCCCCUCCGGGUGAGGUGCACGUCGAGGUACAGCCCCGAGGAGAGCCGAUGGGGCGACCUGCAGGGCCACCGCAAGGUGGUGGGGUUGAUCGGCCUCGCCGAGUGCUCGGACUUGAGCGGUGUGACCGACGCGGUGGAGAAAUUCGAAAGUGCCAAGGACGACUACGGGGGCUCCGUGUGCGGCUCGCGGCUCAUCGUCUACGGGAAGCGGCCCGAUGGGUGCGAUGGCGUGACCUCGGAUGUGACCUCGGACGUGACCUCGGACGUGACCUUUGUCAGCGAGGGCGGGCCAUGCCUGGAUCUCAGGGCAGAGGUCGAGAGGGUCGUCGUCUCCGUGUACGAGGUCCUCUGCUCCAGCGGCACCCUGGAGGAUGAGGCGGCGAUGUACGCCGCCCCCUUCGAGAAGGAGUCGCCCAUGACCUUCGUUGUUGGCAGGCAGCUCAAGAAGCGGCGCCAGGGACGGAUGUACAAGCGCCAGGGAGACGUGAGCCUGCAGACGGGGUCGCUGGCAGACGCCCUCAUGCACUACCGCCGGGCAGCGGACAUCCUGGGGCCCAUUGGAGACACCGCCUGGUUUGGGGCUGCUCUGGAGGGCCAGUGCACGGUCUCCUGCCUCUACCGCUCACAACGGAGUGGUCCCUCCGGGUGCCAAGAGAAUGGCAGAGGUGUGCCGACGAAUGGGGACGAGGUGGAUGGGUCACGUGACGAGGGCGACGGUGACGGCGUCGACGACGCCAAUGAAGUUCGGUCGGAUGAGUCGAUCCCGUCGCGGCGGAGGACCACAAGAAAGAAAUACGACUACCUGAUGGACACCGCGUUACCGGUCGAAGAAAUCAUCGACAAGUACAAGGAAGCCAUCGCGUGCUACUCGAAGCACCCGGAAAUGGCCGUGCUGGAGCUGGAGGCCACGCUGAAGGCCGUGCGGCUGCUGCUGGAACAACGGAGGAACCAGGAGGCGGUCGCGCUGCUGCAGGAGAUCAUCCACCUUCAAGCGCCGCAGGCAAUCUCUGACCCCAGCUCCGGCUGGCAGCUGAGCCCGGUCUUGGAGUGGCGUUCGGCGGCGGCCGACGCGAGCUCCCGGCUGCGUUGCCUGGAGGACCCGCGCGUCGAGCACUUCGCGGUGGUGUCCGAGCUGUUCGCCCUCGCGGGCCUCGGGCGCAAGGCGGCCCUGUUCGCGCGCGUCGCCGCCACGCUGUGCGUCUCGUCGGACAACCCGCAACGGCGAGACUGGCGCCGCUGCUACGGCCUCCUGGAGGGUGCUCUCAGCGGUCUGCGAGCGGCUAGCCUGGCGUCGGCGCUGCCCGCAGGAGCAAGUGGUGGUGGUGGCGUGGGCUGGCCGUGCAUCAGGGCGAACAUCCUGCAGCUGCUCUCCCAAGCGGCUUGGAUGCUGGGCGACUACGCACUGGCGGCCGGGCACCUGGCGUUCCUCAUCCACGAUAUGAUGGAACACCUCACCGCAGAUGAAACGAAGUCCAUCGCGGGGCAGCUGCGUCUCUGCGCCGCUGCGUGCGGAGAGGACACGGGGCCCCCCGGGGAUGAGCGCGUGGGACCCCCGCUGCCUCUCGUGUCGUUCACUCGGCUUCCCGUGCUCAGGAGCAUCGGCGCGGUGCGCCCACCGCUGCACCUCCUGCCCGUGCUGGAGGCCGUCACGCCGAUCCGCAAGAACAGCGUGGGCUCUCCCUUCAUCUACACGCCCAUUAAGACGAAAGCGCAGAGACAGCCGGAGAACUUCGAGAAAGUCGAUUUCAGCACCGUGGAGAACGAGGGAUUUCAAGUGGAGCUCAUUGUCGCGAAUCCGCUGCCGUUGGAGUUGCUCGUUGAGAACAUUGAGCUGCUGAUGGAGGGGCCCGACCGUGACGUCGUCCCUGUGUCCGCGACGCUGCCUGCUCACGGCGAGCCCUUCCCGCUGAGGCUGGAGGUCGUCGCCAGACAGCCGGGGCAGCUCACGAUCACGGGCUACCGAACCACGGUGCUGGGGAUUUCCAGCGACGUUCCUCUGAAGAGCGUGCCGGGCCUUCGGCAGACGCGGCUGGAAGUGGACGUCGUGCCAGCCCUGCCGGUGGUAGAGCUCGGGGUCACUUGUGAGAGCGACGGGAAGAAUGAAUCAUUCGUAGCAGCCCCAGGCGAGGAGCUGGGCCUCGUGGCGUUUGACGGAGAGACUCGGCAGCUGCUCGUGACGAUAACGAACGUGGGAAUGGUUCCGCUGGAAAAACUUGAGCUGGACGGGGCGAUGGAACGGACCCGCCAAGACGAGCCUUGUGAGCGGAGGGACGACACGGUGUGGGCCUGGCAGCACGAGAUGUUGUCCCGGCUGCCGCUGCAGGCCGGAGAGGCCCUCACGUUCCCGCUGCACGUGCACGCGCUCAUCGGCGGCACCUCGGCGGAGCAGCCGAGCCGGCAGGAGCCGCGCGGCCACGACUGCGAGUGCCUGAGCCGGCUUCACGGUGCGCCUGAGGAGGCCGACGGGAUGAAGAGGCGAGCGGGGUCCCGAGAGCCGGCGGGGCACGUUGACACGAAAGAGCCUUUGAAGGUCGUGGAGUUCUCCGUGGGCUUUCGCUACGCGGGGGGUCCCGGGAUGAGCAGCGGCUACUGCCGGAGCGUCCCGCUGAGCGUCCGCGUGCUGGUGCAGCCCACGGUCGCCUGCGCCCGCGUCGUGCUGCUGCCGCCUCUCAAUGGGAGACGGAGCAGACUGCUGGUGGACGUGGUGAACCUCACCCAAUCCCAGGUGGAGGUCAGCCUUGAUGCUGUCACCUGGAAUCUGCUCCCUGAGAAAGGACCAAGCAGGGUUUGCGUCGACCUGGAGAAGAUUUUCCGAGGAUGCAGCUCCGGGCGGGAGGAGGCGGAGGAGAAAGCUGCCACCGAGGGAAGGGGGCUCACUCCUGACCAGUGGACAAGCCCUGCGCCGCGGGAGCUGGAACCGCCCCAGCUGAGAGACCUACUCAGGAUUCACUGGCGUUUCUGUUCCCCGCCGCCGGUGUGCCGCCACGGCUCGCUCGUCCCCGCCGCGCCGCUCUGCCGAGCCCUGCUGGCGCACCUCCACCGCACGCCGCUCAGCUGGGACGUAUCGGUGGACGGCGCGGUGGCCAACGUGGAGGAGGAAGAGGAGGUGGUGCAGUGCACCGUCGCGGUGCCGGUGUCCCUGGAGGUGACCGUCAGGAACCACAGCGGCGGCGCCGUGGGGCCCCUGUCGCUGUCCAUGGUGCUGGGUGACGGCACGCGGCACCCCGAGGAGGAGGAGGAGGCGGCGAUGAUCGCCCGGCUUGGCGCCAGCGUGGCGCUCGUACCGCAGGUGGAGGCGUGGGGCUCGGCGUCGUUCUUCUUCGCGAUCAUGCCGCUGGAGCCCUGCGACCGCCGCGUGGCCUUCAGAUUCAGCGAGAGCCGCGAAGCCGGGGCCGCCCCCCGAUGCGUCUGGCAUCGCCUGUGCUCCCUUGGCCUCCGGGCGAAGGUCGCGGGCGAACUUCUCGGGCUCCCGGGAACGGGAUGAGCGGGAGGCGACGCCCUCGUACCCUCGGCUCGAGCGCCGCCGACGAUCGUCGACGUCGCCGCCCUAGCGACGAUGGCGGUGACGAUGGCGAUGGCGGUGACGGCGACGAUGAAGACGAAGUCUUCGCCCCCCACCGCUCGUUUUGGUGCGGAGGGCCGCGCACGAAGACGCGUGCGGACUUUGCGCUGCGGAAAAAGCAAUCGAGAGGAACGAUUUCGCAGGCCGUCAAUGUUUAAAAAAAAUAUAUAUUUUUUUUAAGUACCAUAUAUUUUUUUAAUUUCUGUGUUGGAUGUUUUUUUUUUACGCUCUCAAUUGAAGUGCGCUUUUUUUGCUGGGUCGGCUGCAGGAGUCGAGAAAUGACUUAUUAUUAUUAUUAUGAUUGAGCUCGUGAAGAUGCCCCGUGGAGUAGAGCGUGGCGAACGCUGUCGAGACGAAACUUUCUCGACACGUGGUGGCCCUACCUGGCGACAAACGCGCUCGGAUGACAAACGUCGCUGCGACAUUUUUCAUCAAACAAACAAACAAACGCACUGCGACAUUUAUUGCACAAAUAUGAAAUGUCUGAUCGAGUGCAGGUGUUGAUAACUCGGUGCUAUUUAAAUGCUUUAAAGUUGUAUGAUCGAUAAGAUAACUUGUGUUGUUGUUGUUGCGUCACUGCCGGUGCGGGCUUACACUGCUAACAGAUGCGCGUACUUAUCGGGAUUGUUUAAUGUCUUUUAAUUAUAUUUUUCCAACGAUCAAUGACCAGGUGACUGCUAAUAGAAGGCCGUGUUAUUGAUCGUAACGCUGUUGAUUAAACAAAUUAAAACUCCCCCCGCCAAAAAAAACACACAAACGAUGCUGGCUGGGGAAAAAAAACGUAAAUUAAAAAAAUACACAAAACUAAAGUCAACGAUGCUCGCUCGAUUAUUUUAUUUUGCCAUCGUCGGCACGCGAGAGAAAGGGGCCACCGCCUCUAUGAGCAAUGGCUGGUCGAAGAACCAGAGCUCUCUCUCCUCGCUCGUGAAGUCGACCUGCCCAGUGGCCAGAGGUCGCAACCGGGUACCCGAUACCCGUACCCUACCUGAUACCCGGCUACCCGUACCCGGCUGGGUACGGGUACGGGUAGCCGUUUUCGACCCUGGUGCGUCCGGGUACGGGUAGGCCGUGAGUCACUGGUGAGUAACCGUUUGUCACUCAUUUCGGGUAGGGUACGGGUAGGGAACGGGUACCCGUACCCGGCCGGGUACGGGUACUCAUUUGCGACCCUGGUGCGGCCGGGUACGGGUAAGGAAUCAAAACCCGUUUGCGACCUCUGCCAGUGGCCCAUGCAACACACGGAUAACAAAAACACACCGGUGCCUCGUCAAAACCAGACGCAGAGAGGGCGUUGUGCUCUCACGCAAAGAUUCGAAGGAUCGUGCGGACGGAGACCAGUGGUGUCUUUGAGAAGAGUAGAGUCUUGGGUUACAAACAGGGUGCAGCUGCACUGUCGUCGUAAACAGCUUGGUUGAAGUGUGGGGAAGGGGGUGUGUGGAUGUCUCAUGUAAUAAUUCCCCUUCAUAUUUGCUUUAAAAAAAAAACAUUGGGCGACGACCGCGGGUGCCGGUCCAGGACACGCUGGUGGGACUACGUCGCUCGGCUGGCCUGGGGAAUCCUGGGAAAUCCCCAGGAAGAGCUGGAGUCUGUCGCCAGGGAAAGGGAGGUGUGGACCGCCUCUACUCAAUAAGCUGUCACCGAGACCCUCACCAGGACAAGCGUUUUGAGAAACGAACGAACAUUCCCAAAGGAAUCCCGACCGGCGCUAUCGUCACCGUGUCAUCGGUGCGCGUCUCCCGCAGGGCAAGAACUCGUCGUGCCGUGGGUGUUCCAGAGCUACCGCAUGAGACGUUUUCAAUCGACCCCUGCCUCCCCCACCAUCGGGGGGGGGAGGUGGACAGCACUUUGCCGCUCCCUCUGCGUACGAGUGGAACCGUUCGUCGAACGACAGUUUAACUGAUAUUUAUAAUUCGCAGAACUCGAAUUUAGACAAUUUAAGUGCAGAACUAAAUGUAAUGUGGUGUGUGUGUGUACACACACACCAACUUAUAUGUCUGUCUAUAUGUCUCUGGUUCUAUGUUUUAUCUCUCUCUCAAAUUUAGCGUUCUCAGAAAGAACGUAAUCAACCAGGUAGGGUGUUGACUGUUAUGUUAUCUCUGCUGUAUUACAUUACAUUUCUAAGUAUACUAGAUUUGUGUUUCUAUUUCAUUUAUACCUGAUGAUGAUUGCUUGUGUUGCAAUCGAAACGUCGUAUGCUAGUAUUUAAUUUAUUACUUUCUCUUUAUACGUGACUUUACCGAAAGAACCAAAGAGUAAUUCCUGCAGUCACGAAAGCUCAAAAUUAAGUAUGUGUGUGUACAGUCAUAAUUGUUGAGAACCACCGGUUCAAUCACAAGGUUGGCAACAGCCUGCAGUCGAACCCACGAUCUCUGUGUUUGCCAGCUCAGCGCCCUAACCUCCAAGCCACCCGGCCUCCUCAGCGUUCAGUAAUGCCGAUUGCGCGUAUAGCCGCAACCACCUCUGCGAUAACCGCGCCACCGACUCGUUUGACCCUCCCCAUUUUGCCGAGUAAGCUCAUUCUAGUAUAUGUCACCCUGCACCACGACGCUGCCCGUGCUUGACUGCACAAAUGGCUUUUAUCGGCGUGUACUGGACUCCCAAGCCGAGAGGGAGACGCGGCCUUGACAAGGAGACAAUGUCACCCACGGAACGCGAGUGGAUAUUGUG
Messenger RNA from Lethenteron reissneri (Far Eastern brook lamprey), 6662 nucleotides. RefSeq names its product trafficking protein particle complex subunit 9-like. Gene Ontology annotation, cellular component: trans-Golgi network. Lineage: Eukaryota; Metazoa; Chordata; Hyperoartia; Petromyzontiformes; Petromyzontidae. The record is from RefSeq and is a predicted model, not a curated record.